AUGCGUUUCGGGAUCGUAGCUCCUUUCGAAGGUAAAAGAAUGGCGUCGUCUACAGCUGUAGCUGCCGGCGUCAUGGCAACUGCAGCUGUAACGACGAUCGUCAGCUUAAUCAUUGUUGGAUAUCUUCUCAGCGAUAUCAAUAGCUUCUAUGCAGAUACUCUAACUCAACUGGAUCAAGUAAAGGAAAUAGCCAACACAGCUUGGCAAGAGAUGCGACCGGAGCCUCACGACAUAUUCCGAACCAAAAGAGAAUCGAGAGCACGGGAACGACGUCAAGUGUGUCACUGUGGUCCCACACCGCUGCGAUGUCCUGCAGGACCACCAGGACCUUUGGGAGAGACAGGACUACCUGGAGAGCCUGGAUUGCCUGGUGUUCCCGGCGUUCGAGGCCAUGAUGGCAUUGUUAUCAUAAGUUAUGCUGAACCAUCUGGGUGCGUCCAGUGUCCGAUGGGACCUCCAGGACCACCUGGUAAAAGAAUGGCGUCGUCUACAGCUGUAGCUGCCGGCGUCAUGGCAACUGCAGCUGUAACGACGAUCGUCAGCUUAAUCAUUGUUGGAUAUCUUCUCAGCGAUAUCAAUAGCUUCUAUGCAGAUACUCUAACUCAACUGGAUCAAGUGAAGGAAAUAGCCAACACAGCUUGGCAAGAGAUGCGACCGGAGCCUCACGACAUAUUCCGAACCAAAAGAGAAUCGAGAGCACGGGAACGACGUCAAGUGUGUCACUGUGGUCCCACACCGCUGCGAUGUCCUGCAGGACCACCAGGACCUUUGGGAGAGACAGGACUACCUGGAGAGCCUGGAUUGCCUGGUGUUCCCGGCGUUCGAGGCCAUGAUGGCAUUGUUAUCAUAAGUUAUGCUGAACCAUCUGGGUGCGUCCAGUGUCCGAUGGGACCUCCAGGACCACCUGGUCCAGAUGGUCCCAGCGGUCUGCCUGGUAUUGACGGCGAACCUGGGGUAAGAGGUCCCGAUGGCGGUCAUGGACCUCCAGGACCUCCAGGUUUGGCUGGAGAUAUAGGACCGCCUGGCGAGCCAGGACCUGUCGGAGCUUCCGGAUCUCCGGGAUUCCCUGCGCAACGUGGAUACGGAGUGCGAGGACCAACUGGACCGAUGGGGCCGCCUGGGGUAGCUGGCAUUGCGGGACCAGAUGGAUCUGAUGGAGCUGGCGGAAUGCCGGGAGCGAUGGGUCCACCUGGACCACCAGGAACUCCAGGAUCAAAAGGACCCGGAGGACGGCCAGGGGUGCUUGGGCCUGAAGGACCUCCAGGAAUUGAUGGUCAUUAUUGUCCAUGUCCAAAACGUGCUCUUUCGCCCAGUUACGUCCCAAAUCUUUCCGCUACACUUCACAAAGGAGCGGCAAAACGCAAGUGA
Messenger RNA from Cooperia oncophora, 1368 nucleotides. Lineage: Eukaryota; Metazoa; Nematoda; Chromadorea; Rhabditida; Trichostrongylidae. The record is from the annotation of a GenBank genome assembly.